AUGCGUCUACGCGAAGAACUUGAAUCUUCCACUAGUUCGCAUUUCAGUGGCGAGCUUGGACAGGACCGAGGUUUACGACGGCGAAACGCUGCCGAGAACUUUGAUGAUCUACUGGACGAGAUACGAAAAAAGCCUGGAUUUGAGGAUUUUCUCGGUCCUCUUACCACGGACCAGAUACGUGUGGCAGCUGCUUAUGGUCCUAUCGUGGUCAUCAACAGCAGCUGGAUGGGAUGCGAAGGAAUAGUCAUCGAGAGAGAGCGUAUCACAUCGCUGGUUUUUAAAGAUCUGGACGAUGGCGAGUUGAUGUAA
Fusarium odoratissimum NRRL 54006 is the source of this 309-nucleotide messenger RNA. RefSeq lists its product as uncharacterized. The transcript has a single exon. The record is from RefSeq and is a predicted model, not a curated record. NCBI's taxonomy places the organism in Eukaryota, Fungi, Ascomycota, Sordariomycetes, Hypocreales, Nectriaceae. The coding region runs from base 1 to 309 and encodes 102 amino acids.